CUGUAGCAUUAGGGUCUAGUUAGCUAUCAAUAGUUCAGGGACACAUCUUGGUCAUCUGUACGUUUGCCUGGGACAUAUUACAUGUUAGAUAUACCUCGUGUAUCAGCCCAGUGUCCCCACUACUUCCCAACAUGGCUGCACAAGAAAAGACCCGCGUGUGUUUGAUAGCUGUGGAUGGGAGCAAACAUUCAAAUUACGCCGUCGACUGGUUCAUUAAGUAUGUUCAUCGACCAAAUGACCGCACCAUCCUGAUCACGUGUGUCGAUCACACUACAGCUUUUGCCUACGGUAAUGUGUCCAUGGUACCGGGCAAUCCAGACGCCAUCACGCUGGCUUACAAACACGAGGAAAAGAAAGCGAAAGAUGUGCUGCACAAACUGGAGGAAGAAGUUUUAAAACACGGAGUGGUGGCGGAAACCCUAAAGGUCGCUGGCGAGGCCGGUGAAGUUAUAGUUCGGAAGGCAGUGGAAUACGAGGCAGACAUGAUUGUAACCGGAUGUCGUGGUUUGGGCCAGAUCCGGCGGACGAUGAUGGGCAGUGUUAGUGAUUAUAUCAUCCAUCACGCUCAUGUCCCCGUACUUAUCUGUCGUCACGAAUGAAUGACGUCAUCAUAUUCUAAUGGGAAAUUUACUUCGAAGACAUGUACCAUAUUAAAGAUUAGUAAUUGUGUGGUGAUUUCAACAUUUUGACUUUAAUAUCGGGAUUUUUAAUUACAUUCAUGCCAGUAUGAAGAAAAAUUGAGUAUAGUAUAAUUAUAUGAAUCCCGCUAUGAAUUCCUGUUGGCCAAUAUCGACUUGAAUGUUAAAAAGCUCACUUAUAUACAUUUAUCACAUCGCCCUGUUAUCCAGUGAAUUCGCCCGUGUAAUAUUUUUACAUAUGUCACUAGU
Messenger RNA from Mizuhopecten yessoensis (Yesso scallop), 887 nucleotides. RefSeq names its product universal stress protein Slr1101-like. Lineage: Eukaryota; Metazoa; Mollusca; Bivalvia; Pectinida; Pectinidae. Bases 132 to 599 code for a protein of 155 amino acids. The transcript has 4 exons. The record is from RefSeq and is a predicted model, not a curated record.